AUGCUGAAUUUCAGCAUUUUGAUGUUAAUUGCAACUCUGAUGAUUCAGACGGCUUUCAGCUACGAUUUCGCUGUCGAAUCGUUCUUGCUUCCCAAAUAUUCUAUAGAAUAUGUAGACCAUAGGGUAUUUGAGCAAACCGUGCUCAAGAACGAGAGCAUACUGGAAAGUGGCUCUUUUGUGAGCUGUGGUAAGUAUACGACGUGUUUCAAGCCUUAUUUGGAGGCCGAGACGGUGUCGAUAGGCUCACUAGAACUGAAAGACCAAGGUCAAAAAGAGUUUGAACAAAGUGCACUUUUAAUCGAAAGGGAGCUUGCAGGUCGGUGCUUACUAUUGAACAGCGGGUUUUGGAGUUUCCGCUUUUGUUAUGGCCAAAAUGUUACGCAAUUCAGCGUAAACCAAACGUCGAAGACAGUCGACCUUCAUUACUUACUGGGCACUUUUGACGCCGGUCACAAUGAGAGCUUGGGAUUGUCACACGACAUAAGAGGCUUCUACGUAAGUCAGAAGGGUUUUAAGGGUGAUUUUUGUGCCAAUAUAGGCACAAAUCGAUGGGUGGAGGUGAAAUACAUAUGCGACCCCACGGUCCAGGAAGCGCGCGUGGUGAAGGUGAAAGAGAUAAAGAUGUGUCGAUACAUUGUCGUUGUCGCGGUUCCUGGUAUAUGCCAACUUGAACUUUUUUCUGCUGGUGAACGUAUAAAUUCGGCUCAUCCCAUCCUUUGUUCGAGACAAACGGAGAGCGACUCCAGCGGGAGGCUAGAUCGCCCUCGAAUCAGCAGCCUACAGCCUUUCUUCCUCGGUCACAAUUUCUACUACUUGGAAGAUCGCACACAUCGUCACGACGAUUCUCACAUUGCUUCGAAACUACUAUUCACUGGAGAGAUAGCGUUCUCUGACGCAAGCUCGGAUCUGCAUCCAACGGAAAACGCUUUCCUGAAAAAGGCGGUAUAUGCUUUUCAAGAAAUGACGUCCAAAGGACUGCUCACAGCACCUGAUGGAUCGCCUUUCAUGGACGGGGACUCCAUGACGUGGGUGAGUGAAGUUGUCGAUCUUGAAGGACAAACACUUUGUAUUCUGGAAGUUGUCGUUGAUGCAAACUCAGAGGCCAAUCUUUCCUUCCACGAAAUCAAGUCUCAGAGCCCUCCAGUUACCAAAAACAUCAUCCAGUACACAAAAGGAGUGCCCGAAGAUCCAGCACUAACAAGCAACACUUCCACGGCGCAAAACGGGAGCCCCAAAAGAGACAUGGCAUUUGACAUAAGCGUCAACGGCAAAUCGGACAGCGAAGGCCUUAGAAAGAAACUGGCCCAAAACAUUCACGAAAAUCUAGAGGCAAUUCUAGAUGAAAGGAUUGAUGUAACCGUUGCAGAAGCAAAGAUGAUCGUAUUGGAAGACGAAGAACUCGAUGAUGAAUUUUCCCUCGAAGUCGAAGAAGAAGCUAACUCAGACGUCACGCCAGUAGUCGAGCCACCUCUACCUGUAGAUCAGGAGGGACUAGAAGAAGCACAUACUGGAAUCGAGCAUGAUGAACUUUAG
Messenger RNA from Lachancea meyersii CBS 8951, 1533 nucleotides. The record is from the annotation of a GenBank genome assembly. NCBI's taxonomy places the organism in Eukaryota, Fungi, Ascomycota, Saccharomycetes, Saccharomycetales, Saccharomycetaceae.